AUGAAGUACUCUCCAGGAACAAAGCUUACUGUUGGUCAUCAUCAAGUCUCAAUUAUCAAAUACAUUUCGGAAGGAGGGUUUGCCCAUGUAUACACGUGUACUACGGAACCAGCAUUCAAUGGAUGCUCUGUGGCAUGCUUAAAGAGGGUUGUUGUCCCCAAUAAACUCCAAUUGACAUUACUUAGACAAGAAGUUGAUGCUAUGAGAAGGCUAAGAGGGAACCCAAACAUUGUCAGCUACAUUGAUCUGCAUGCGGCAAGAUAUAAACCUCAUCCACUGGAGAACAGUCUUAAGGGGGAACAACAAUAUGAAGUGUUUUUAUUGAUGGAGUAUUGUUCCAAUAAUGGGUUAAUUGAUUUUAUGAACCAAAGAUUGGUACACAAGUUAACAGAACCGGAAAUUCUUCAAAUAAUGUAUGAUGUCACUUCUGGAGUUGCUAUGUGCCAUCACUUAAGACCCCCUUUGAUCCAUAGAGACAUUAAGAUUGAAAAUGUAUUGAUAGAUGUUAAUCAUAAAUAUAAAUUGGCUGAUUUCGGUUCAGCAGUUGCAUAUUCUAAUCCCCCGACUACAAAGCAAGAGUUUGAUACUUUAAAGGAAGAUAUAAUGUAUCAUACUACUCCUCAAUAUAGAGCUCCGGAAAUGAUUGAUCUUUCAAGAGGGUUCCCCAUUGAUGAUAAGCUGGAUAUAUGGGCACUAGGAUGUUUCUUGUAUAAGCUUUGCUAUUAUACCACCCCUUUUGAAAGACCCAAUCAAAAAUCCCUUCAUGAAUUAGAUCAAUUGAUCUUAUCCGCUGAUACUUCUCUUCGGUUCAAUGAUCAACCAGGGUCAAUAUUCUCCCCAAGAUUGAAGAAUAUCAUCAAAGUGUGUCUUAGAGAGGACCCUAGAAGACGUCCAAAUGCAGUUCAAGUGCUUUCAGAAGUUUGUAGCAUGAUGAACGUUUCUGUUCCUAACGUUAUUCCAUCAAGUGUAACCAUGGCUCAACAGCAUCAACAGCAACAACAAUUACAACCAUUAUUACAACCGGCUCGUUCGGUUUCUCCAAGGAAAAAGUCUUCAGAAGAUCUCUUAUCACGUCCUUCCAAGUCACAUUCGUCUACCUCUUUAACUAAAGAGUCAACUCCUAAAAUUAUACAUGAUUUAGUCAAGUCACCAGCUCCAACCAAUAAGAACACUUCCUCAUCAUCGUCAUCAUCAAAUUCAUCAUUGAAUGCUCCUACAUCGAAUGUACCGGUAUCAUCACCAGCCAAUCCGAAGUUUAGAGAAAUGUUAAAAUCUGCUACUUCCAAUAGACCUUUGAGCUAUAUCGGUCCAUCUGUCAGUGACGAUCGUUCUAAGUCUUCUACCUCCCUUCAAUCAUUUGUUCAUUCACAGCUCGAAAGUGAACAGGUGUAUACCUUUGAGAAUAACGUUAAUGAUUUGGACUUUCUCAGAUCAAAAGAACUUGAACUGCAACAGCGAAACCACACUGGAGGGUCAAUUAAAUCAGCUUUUUAUAGUGGCUUGAAACGGAUUGGUACUGGAAAUAGUAAUGUCAGUUUGAAUAGUCUUAACAAUCAAGACACUGGACCAAAGAAUAGAAGAACAUCAAUGAAUUCAAUCAAACAAUUACUCACAGGUGGAGGUUCAUCCAGAAAGUCUUCUAACAACAACAAUAAUAAUAAUAAUAAUAAUAAUGGGUUUAGAGCUACUGAAGAUAAUACUAUUAAACAAGAACAAGAACCAGAAACUAUUGGUAGAAAGUCUUCCAUCCAGAGUCGAAUGAAAAUGCUUAUGAAAUCAAAGGACACACCAAUACAAAGAACAGCCAUAGGUUAUGGUAAAUUCACUGCUGGAAUAAGUCCUGAACCCACAACUGCGGCCCAAUCUCAAUCAUUGCAUGUGGAAAAAGCAAGAGGAAGAACUAUUAAAAAGGAAUUGCAUCCUCCUCAAAUACCUUCUAGCUUAAGUUCAACGAGGCUGAAUGAAGACGACAAGACUACCAACACAAAGGGGAAGCUACCACCUUCUAAACCUUCUAAGAAACCACCACCAAAACCAAAGAAACCAAAGCAAUUGAAUGGUAUUCCGAGGAGACUCAGUAAUUCAAGUGUUGAAUCAUUACCUGAUGUUGAUGAUCUAGAAAGACAAUUUUCUAAACGGUUUCCAACUUUAAAAUUGGCAUAA
Lizanozyma spartinae is the source of this 2163-nucleotide messenger RNA. RefSeq names its product serine/threonine protein kinase (gene PRK1). Gene Ontology annotation, biological process: protein autophosphorylation; peptidyl-threonine phosphorylation; actin filament organization. The coding region runs from base 1 to 2163 and encodes 720 amino acids. The record is from RefSeq and is a predicted model, not a curated record. Gene Ontology annotation, molecular function: protein serine/threonine kinase activity; ATP binding. The transcript has a single exon. Gene Ontology annotation, cellular component: cytoplasm. NCBI's taxonomy places the organism in Eukaryota, Fungi, Ascomycota, Pichiomycetes, Serinales, Debaryomycetaceae.